GUGGGCAGGAACUGUGUCGGUUUCUGAAGAAGCCGAGAGAGAGAGAAAGAGAAAGAGAGAGAGAGGGAGCGAACUGUGUCUGGGUCAGCUCGGUCUGUCAUCUCAGACAGUCAGAGAAAGCGCGAGAGAGACAGACGGCACGCAGGCAGCAGGAUACAGGAGGUAUGUCAGAGGAUGUGGUUUCCCUGAGCUUGCAGAACACUGCACAGACAUACUUUGAGCAUGACCUAACGGCAGCACGCAAAGUGUGUUUUCUGCGCUCCGCUAGCUGCCUGCCGCAGGAGGACUGAGCCGCUCGGGAGACACUCGCUUCUUGUUACUACUGUACCGUCACAUCCAACGGGAAACGUACCGCCAGGACGGUGGAUCGCUGACUCAAACUUGCAGCGUCCGCGAGUCAACACCUCCACAACAGGCUUAAGUGCGCACUCGUUCGGCAGAAAUGGGCUGCGGGUUGAGGAAGUUCCGUCAGACGGAAGACAACAGCCCGGGAAAGAUUUAUUCCACCCUCAAGAGGCCGCAGGUGGAGACCAAGAUCGGGUUCACCUACACGUACCACCACGUGGACUUCCUGGUGGGGAAAGACGAUGGGACGUCCACGCUGUGCCUGUCCUCGGUGAGGGAGCUGCCGUCUCAGCUGCAGGAUCUGUACCAGCAGGGUUUCAUUCUAACAGCUGUGCACCCUUUCGUCCACCCGUGCGGCCCUGAACCCGCCAGUGUCCAGCGCCAGCUCUACCGGGCAGUGCUCAUCAAAGUCUCUGACAGCUGGGAGAAGAAUCCAGCAGACUUUGAGCCGUACCAUCUCAAACUGGAGGAAUGCAUGUCUGCGGACCAGAUUCCCACCACGGAGCACAUCCAAGGCUACGUGAAGAAACAGAUCCAGGAUGCUGCGGAUCAGGGCAUCAUGUUUGUGGGCUUCAUCCAGGAGCCAGCUGGCCUACGCCCACACGUGCUACGGCACGGAGAACCAGAGGAACCCUCCCUCUCCCUGCACUCCAGCCCCAGCUCGCUGCACGGCUCCGGGCUGACGCCCAGCCCCAGUCCCCUGGAGGAGCCGGAGCUGGGAGACGAGUCCGGAGCGGAGAACGAAGGGAGAAACGGGGGAGGUGAGGCUCUGAGAGAGGACGUGAAAUCUUCUGAAGGUGGAGACGGAGGAGAUGAUCUCUCUGUUGAGAAAUCAGGAUCUGGUGAAACACAGCAAGGAGAUACACUGACACAAAACAACAACGACACGGCCAAACUCACAGACACAACCGAGAAACCCAGCAGGUUGGCCCUGACUAAGAGUGGAGCCGAGCUCUUUGGGUUGUUUAACUACCCGGGCCGGCGUGAGGGUCAGCUGAAGUACUACACCGUUAAAGUGCCUCUGCGAGUGCAGCCACAGGGCGAGGGCAUCUGCACUAUGGAGGCCAACUGGCUCGAUCACAUGACUCAACACUUCAACAACGGAGCCUCACUAGUGGACGGAUACUUUCAGCUGGCCAAUGACAACGAUGUUCUUGUCAAGGCUGUGGACAGCGUGUUUGUGUUCCAGGAGGGAGUGGAGAGCGACACCAAUGCGGCUGCUGCGUACGACGCUAUAGUUGUGGAACAAUGGACAAUCGUUGACGGUUUACAGGUGAAGACAGACUAUAUUCCCCUGCUGCAGUCGCUAGCUUCAUUUGGAUGGAGACUCACUUGUGUGCUGCCUACACCCAUCAUCAAGACGAACAGUGAUGGAAGUUUGGCCACCAAGCAGAUCGUUUUCCUCCAAAGACCAGUGUUGCCUCGCAAGAAGAAGGAAUCCAAGAAAGUCAUCUUUAAAGCACGAAACAAGUCCAACAAGAACUCAGUCAAAGACGCGCCAAAGAACAAGAAGAAGAAAGACUCCACGCCCACCGCAGAGAAGGAGAUAAGUGAUCAAAAGCCCUGUGAUGGAGCCGAGAAGAGCGCUGAAGAGACAAACACAAGCGUGAAUGAACGACGGGAGGAAAACCAGAAUAAUGAGGCUGAUGCUGAAGUGCAGAGUGAACAGAAAGAGGACAGAGAGGAAGGGAACGAGACAGAGGAAGGGACGGUGGGAGCAGGCAGGGAAAAACAAGAAGCGGUGGGUGGAAAUGCUAAGGAUGAGGUAGAUGUUAAAGAGGAAGAGCGUAGUGUGAAAACAGAAGCUGAAAUGGGGUCGUGUCAAGACAAGGCCUCGUCUACGGCACAGGACGAUGAGGUGAACAAACCGGAAGACGACUCAGCCAAUCAGGAUUGAGGACGUGCUCACACCCACCGGGCCAAAGGAAGCGGACCUUCAUGAAUGUUCAAAAUGCUAUCUUGCAAAAAAAAAAAAAAAAAAUCACUUUGCUAAUCGAUAUCUUGUCUUGUUUUCCAGUAUCUAAACAUCCUUAAAACAAGUUAAAUUCUUGUUUUUUUGAUCUUUAGAUAUUCAAGACAAAACUACUGGUUGAUGUCGCGUAGCUUACGGUCACACAAACACCUCACCUGACAUUUCCACCUCUUGUAACCAAUACUGAACGUUUUACUCACCGCUGGUAAGCGGACGAUAACAUCCCUUCCCCAUUGAUAUCUUUAAAUGAGCCGAAAGGACUCUGGUAUCCAGGAAGAGGGAGGAGAGAUGGGAAGAUUGUUAUCAGUAAAUGCACUGGAUGGGAAAACCACAUUAAUAUUUACUCAAUGAGCCCAAAGGGCCGAGACAGACUCGAAGACGGCAACUCAGACGCGUUCCAAGGAGAAGGUUACUGUUGCGAGAAGCAAUCUAUUGUGAUGUAAGGUGCAUAUGUUUGUGUAUGUUUUUGUUUACGUUUUUAUGAAUAUUUCAUGUCACCGUCCAAACAAAAAAUUGAGAGAAGAUAGAGAAACAUACUGGGAAUAUUUCUAUUAAGUUUGUUGUGCAGUAGAGGCAACUUUUUGUUGGUUUGGUUGUUAGCAUUCAGAGCAUAUCCACCACUGGUUUAAAGGAAGAACUCACACAGAAAUGAAAAUUCUGUCAUCAUUUACUCACCCUCAUGUUGUUUCAAAUAUGUAUGACUUUAUUCCAUGAGAAUGAAGACUCGGGCUGUUGUAUGGAAGUCCAUUUCUGCCACAUAAAAAAAUGCAUUAGUAAAAUAUAAUUAUUACAUAAAAAGCACAAUUAUGACACAUUGAGGGGUAGAAUUUGACAUAAAAAACUGACACAUAAAAGAGAUAAAUAGUAGAAAUUAACAUACAUCAACAUUAAGAUAAAAAGUCAUAAUUAUGACGUCAAAAGUCCAUUUACAUAUCUCAUAAGUAUGAUAUUUUAUGUGUUUUUUUUAUUUUGAUUUACCAAAGUAUGAUUUAUUUUUCUCAUGUGGUAGAUGCAUAUAAUUAUGACUUUUUAAUUUCAAUUAGCAUUUUAGAGUUAUGACUUAGUAUGUCAUAAUUUUGACUUUUAAUGUCACAAUUGACUUUUUAAUCACAAUUCUGAUUCAGUAAGUCAUAAUUUCAGUGUUUUAAGCCAUGCACUACCAGUCAAACGUUUUGGAACAGUAAGAUUUUUUUAUGUUUUUUUAAAAAAAGUCUGCAUUUAUUUGAUCCAAAGUACAGCAAAAACAGCAAAAAAUGUCAAAUAUUUUUAAUAUUUAAAACAACUGUUUUCUAUUGAAUAUAUUUUAAAAUGUAAUUUAUUCCAGUGAUUUCAAAGCUGAAAAAUAGUUAUAUAAACUUCAAGCUUUUGAAUGGUACAGUGUAUUUAAGAUAAAUGCUGAUUUUUGGAUUUUUCAAAGAAUCCUGAAAAAAAUGUGCUCAAGAAUUUUAAAUAUUAAUAAUAUAUAAAUAAAAAUAAUUUAUUGAUAAAAAUGUUUCUUGAACAUCAAAUCAGCAUAUUAGAAUGAUUUCUGAAGGAUCAUGUGAAGAGUAAUGAUGCUGAAAAUUUAAAUUACAUUUUAAAAUAUAUUCAAACAGAAAGCAGUUAUUUUUUAAAUAGUAAAAUAUUUCACAAUAUUACUGUUUUUGCUGUAUUCUGGAUCAAAUAAAUCCAGGCUUGGUGAGCAGAAGAGACUUUUUUAAAAAACAUUAAAAAUCUUACUGUUCAAAAACUUUUGACUGGUAAAGUGUAAUAAUUAUUAUUUACCAAAGCAUUCUUUUUAUCUUCAAAUGGCAAAAAUGGGCUUUUAUACUUUUGAGCUCCAUGGAAGCAUCAGAAAAUUAGUCCAUUAAAUUAAAAAUAUAACAUUUUACCUAAUAUUUGUGGGCAUAGUAUAUAUUUAUGCUUAUUAGAAUAUUAUUUUGUUAGCUUAGCCACAAGCUAAAUGAACUAAUUAUCCACUGAACGUGCAAAAAAACGUAAUUAAAUGAUGACAGAAUUAGCAUUUAUAGGCCGAAUUAUCACAUUUAAAAGAGGCAGAUGGCAUAAUAAGUGUCUGUUUGGGCUUCAGUUUAGUUUACAUGGAGACAAUCUGCUCUAGCUCUAAUUCAGACAUUUUCAACAUUGCUCUCAGAGGCAAUAAAGCAUCACAAGUAAUUUUGUUUGAGAAAGCCAACAACAGAAAGACAAGUGAACCUUUCCCUGUUUUAAUUAGCAGACGACUAAGGGGUCGUUCACACAGGACCUUUUUCUUGUGUUAAAAACAGCAGAGUGCAACAGAAGGUGCGUUUAUAUGCACAUUAACUCCAAGACAUUUGCUAAUGUUCACCACAAGAUGUUCAUUCUGCCCCCGAUUCAUCUGAUGACUGUGCUUUAAAACUGACAGCGAUUUGAUUUGUAACUAAUAAGUCAACGUGAAAUCAAAAUCAACCCUAUUUUGAUUCAAAUGAAAGAAAUAAACUAAAAAACAUGGCACUGAUGCACACAUAUAUGCAUACUGCACAGACCAAAAUGGAACAAGACAUUUUUGUAGAAUAUUUCACUGCACAGAAUUCAUAAAGAUACUGACAGGUUUUAUUAUGAAAAUUGCAUUUUUUGAGGCGGACGUAAUAUGAGAGUGAAACUUCACGGUGUUAUUACACAGGCCGCCAUCACCAGUUUUCAAUUUGCAUAAGAAAAUAAAUGGAUACGUGGAUAAUCCGUAACAGAAUGUUGUGAUGGGAUAGAGGGGUUAUUUCAUGACAAUGACAUUAUUACCCUGAUCAUCUGGGACGUUUCAGAUUUAAAGUGAACAACAGAAAAUGAGGAUAAUGUGGUUACGGGUUCACGCGGUUCUCCGGCUUUUAUUAAUGAAGCCAAUGUCUUGUAUUUUAGAAAUCAGAUCCCUUAAUCCAGCAGAAUCGCAAGACUAUGAUUUCAGAUAGACAUUAUUAUCCUUGGUUUUUCAUAGAAAUGAAAAAAGAACUAAGUAUGUGUUAAAAAAUAUCUAUAUAUAAUUCGACAUAUUACUUUACAAUAAAACAACAACUGGGUAACAUGUCAUGCUUCUAUGUAAGAAUAGGCCAAAAAUCAAUUAGAGACUUAAAAGUGCAUUCAGUAUAUACCUUAUUCUUCAACAUGGAAGUAAGCCUAUGGGCAAGACUUCCGGUUCAUUAGCCGCUAUAGGGAAAUAAUGAGAAGAAUAACAACAUGCAGUAAACAAUAAAAAUGUUUGCACUACAAACCAGUGUGUUCAUAAUAAAGAUAAUACAUUAAAAUAAUAUGGUAAGACACACCAAUUUGCAAUAUCAAGCAGCAAAAUUAGCUGUUUGUACCAUAAGAUGGCCACAAAGGAAAUCCCAGUCUUACGGAAAAUAUAAGGUAGAUAGCAUAAUGAUAAAUGUUACUUUUAAACCAAGCAGCUUGGUCAAGACAGAACCUGCAAAAACCUUGAACCUUGAAAUCUGCAUGGGGAAAUCUUAAAGCCCUCACACUAAAUUCCUGAACGCACUGAAUCCUGUCAAAAAUACUGGCUUUCGCCAGUGAAAAUUGGCCGAAUAAUGGUAAAGGUGAACGCACUUGAUGCUUAAAACGUCUUAAUGUUAUUGCAUUAGUUAAAAUAUCAAACUAAGUGACAUUUAUUUUAAAAGAAAGAGCCCAGAUAACAGGGAGUGUUUUGGCAAGGUUCUCUCAAAGUUAUGAACAAACAUUAUUCCAGAAACAUUAACAGACCAUUUGUUCCCAGUUAUCUGGUGUUUAAGAAUGUUCUCUAAAAGGAAGCACAAAACAUUAUACAUUGUUUAUGAAUCUUUUUUCCUGAAAUGUUUUAGUUGGACAUUCUUUAAAUUUUUAAAUGUUACUGUUUGUUUCAUAAUGUUUAAAGAACAUUCAAAAGUAACAUUCCUAUGAUGUUUGCAAAGUUCUAAAAUGGAACAUUCUUUAACAUUCACAUAUUCAAAAUGUUUUUAAAACCUUUCAAAAAUUGGAUGUUUAGAACAUUCAUAAGAAAUGUAGAAAAAUGUUCUUAGGACAUACAGUUGAAGCCAAAAGUUUACAUACACUUUGCAGAAUCUGCAAAAUGUAAAUUAUUUUACCAAAAUAAGAGGGAUCAUACAAAAUGCAUGCUAUUUUUUAUUUAGUACUGACCUGAAUAAGAUAUUUCACAUAAAAUACAUUUACAUAUAGUCCACAAGAGAAAAUAAUAGUUGAAUUUAUAAAAAUGACCCCCGUUCAAAAGUUUACAUACCUUUGAUUCUUACUGUGGUGUGUUGUUUUUUUUUUGUUUAGUGAUAGUUGUUCAUGAGUCCCUUGUUUGUCCUGAACAGUUAAACUGCCUGCUGUUAAAAAUCCUUCAAGUCCCACAAAUCCUUUGGAUUUUCAGCAUCUUUGUGUAUUUGAACUCUUUCCAACAAUGACUGUAUGAAUUUGAGAUCCAUCUUUUCACACCAAAGACAACUGAGGGACUCAUAUGCAACUACUACAGAAGGUUCAAACACUCACUGAUGCUCCAGAAGGAAAUAACAUGCAUCAAGAGCUGGGGGUGCAAACUUUUCAACAGAAUGAAGAUGUGUACAUUUUUCCUACAGUAUUUUGCUUAAAUGUCAUAUUUUGGUUAAUUGAUACUGCCCUUCAAAAGCUACAGAAGAGGCUUACUUGUUUCCCAGAAGACUAAAUAAGUUAAAUUUACCCUAAUCUUCAAGUUAAAAACGUUUUCACCGCUCUUAAUGCAGUGAAGUGUUUCCUUCUGGAGCAUCAGUAAGUGUUCAAAUACACAAAAAUGCUGAAAAACCAAAAAUUUGUGGGACCUUAAAGGAUUUUUUCUAAAGAACAGCAGAAAGUUUAACUGUUCAGGACAAACAAGACUCAUGAACAACUAUCAGUAAACAAAAAAACACAGCUGUGGAUCAUUCAGGUAACAACAGUAUUAAAAAUAAAGCAUAUGCAAACUUUUGAACAGUGUCAUUUUUAUAAAUUCAACUAUUAUUUUCUCUUAUGGACUAUAUGUAAAUGUCUUUUAUGAGCAAUAACAUACAUUAUAAAAAAAUAACAUACAUUUUGUACGAUCCCUCUUAUUUUGGUAAAAUAAUUAACAUUUUGCAGAUUCUGCAAGGUGCAUGUAAACUUUUUUACAAGCAUUUUUGAAGUGUUUGAAAUCAUAAAACAAUAAUUAAAAAAAAACACUUUCAAAUGUUAGUGAAACAAAUCCAUCAUGUGCAUUAAAGUGUGUUUACAUUUACCAUUGCUUGGCAAAAUUUCACAAGUGAAACCCUGUCUUUCCAGUAGGAAUCUGCAUGAUCAGGAGUUGCGCAUGAAAGCAAACUGUUACAUUUAUUCAAGUUGGUCAUGCGACUUUGCAUGCAUUGCAUUUUACAUGCAAAAUUUCUCAAAUGUGACCGAAAGAAAGUAAAAAUCUCAUUUUGAUUUCAUGUUGACGUUUGUCUGACUCUAUUCCUCACCUGUUCUGCAAAUGUAUUUCCAUUAAGUCAGCAUUGUUGUGUUGGCGUCUGGCCGCAUUUGUAAUCUGGGUUCGCAGUGUCAGGGUUUUUCCAAUAUGUGGUCUUGAGGGACGGCGUGUGUGCGGUUCUGCGGGGGUCUGCAUUAGCUCUAAUGGCCGGAGGGGUCACGUUUAAAAUCAUAAUGGCUUUUCCGCUCCCCCUCCUGCUGGGACAAACGUCUGAAUCACUCGGCCUCAUCAGAAAAGGACGUCAGCCUCCCAACUCCCUAAUAAAAGAUGCCGUUUUCAAUCUGUCCUCUACUUCAAUCUGUUUCUACGCUUUAAAGAAAUUCAUUUCGCAUUUCCCUCUUACACGACGACGGCUCUCGUUCUUUCUUUCUGAACGGUUUCUGACACGUUGUCAUUAUAAUUGUGCUUUGUCACAGUGCUGUUGUUAGACUGUAGCUGGAGGGGAAAGGCCUUGUUUAUUGUUUUAAUACUGGGGAAAGACAGAGCCGCUCUGACGAUUCAACCAGAGAUGAAAAGACAUUCUGAUCACCCUAUUUUCAGUUUAACAUGUUCAAUCUCAGAUUACACGCAGACGUCUUUUUCGAGCAUUGCUUGUUGCUUAUCACAGGUGGAAGAAAGAAUGUGUUAAACAGAGCUGAGAGUUCAACAAAAACAUUCAAAUUACCCAAAAUACAAUGUGUAGAAGUUAGUGAAUGACGGGCGUCCCGAUUCCUGCGGACAUCUGUAGGCGCUGAUUGUGUGUGGGCCUGCUUAUCACUGGCAGAUAGCAAUUAUGUUACAGUAUGUGUUAGUAUGCAUAUUGCCCUACUGUCAGCAUCUGCUCUGAUAAGCUUGGCUUAUCUAGAUUGAGUUUCUCGACUGUGUUCGGAACAGAAUACUACUGUACUGUGUAUUGCACAGUAUGUGCUGUAUGCCAUCUACUGUUUUAAUGUGAACGGCAUAAAAUAAUGCUGUAAGCCAGAAGCGUUGAUCCUGACCUUAACUAAAGCAAAAUCACUGGCCUUUAGUGACUUUCUGCUUUUAAAUAAGCAAAAAUGUUAUGCUUUUUAGAUUUUUUGUCUUGUUUCCAACCAAAAUAUCCAAGGAUUUUCUAGACAAGUAAAAAUGAUUGUCCUGUUUUUAGAAAAAAACAAGUUAAAACUAAGUGAGUCUUUGCUUAAAACAAGCAAAAUAAUCUGCCAAUGGGGUAAGCAGAAUAAUCUCGUUUUCUCUUUGAAAUAAGAUUAUUUUACUUGUUCUAAGAUUUGAAACUUGUUUUUUUCUGAACAAUAAUUUCUACUUGUCUAGAAAAUCCUUCUUGGUUUAAUCAUUUUUAGAUAUUUUGGCUGGAAACAAGACAAAAAAAAAAAACAUUUUUGCAGUGAAAAUCAGUAUUAGGUAACAUUUAGCAAUAUUAAUUAUUGCAAAUACAGAUUUAUGAGCGCAUUGCAUGGUGGGAUAUGCACUGUGUACACUACUGUUCAAAAGUUUAGGGUCAGUAAGAUUUAAAAGAAAAAAAAGACAUCAAAUUAAUCAAAAGCGACAGUUAAGACUUUUAUAAUGUUAUAAAAGAUUUCUAUUUUAAAAAAUGCUGUUAAUUUGAACUAUUUAUGAAAGAAUUCUAAAAAAUGAAAUGGAUUUCCAUGAAUAUAAGUGACCCUGGUCCACAAAAUCAGUCUUAAGGGUCAAUUUUUCAAAAUUGAGAUUUAUACAUCAUCUAAAAGCUGAAUACAUAAGUUUUCCAUUGAUGGUUUGAUAGGACAAUAUUUGGCUGAGAUACAACUAUUUAAAAAUCUACAAUCUGAGGGUGCAAAAAAAUCAAAAUAUUGAGAAAACUGCCUUUAAAGUUGUCCAAAUGAAGUUCUUCGCAAUGCAUAUUACUAAUCAAAAAUUAAGUUUUGAUAUAUUUACGGUAGGAAAUUUACAAAAUAUCUUCAUGGAACAUGAUCUUUACUUCAUAUCCUAAUGAUUUUUGGCAUAAAAGAAAAAUUGAUAAUUUUGACCCAUACAAUGUAUUUUUGGCUACUGCUACAAAAUGCUACUUAAGACUGGUUUUGUGGUCCAGGGUCACAUAUUACACAGCACAACUGGUUUUAUCACUGAUAAUAACAAGCAUAUUAGAAUGAUUUCUGAAGGAUCAUGUGACACUGAAGACUGGAGAAAUGAUGCUGAAAAUUCAACUUUGCAUCAUAUUAAAAUAUAUUCAAAUAAGAAACAGUUCUUUUAAACUGUACAAAUAUUUCACAAUAUUACUGUUUGUACUGUAUAAAAAAAAACAGGAUUUAAAAAUCUUACCGACCUCAAACUUUUGAACAGUAGUGUAAAUAUCAGUCUAUAUGCACAUGGAUCUAUACAAUUAUGCAAAAAUAGUACUAUAAUAGUAUGCUUUUUCAAACACAGCCUUUGUUCUUAACUCAAACCCUGUUGAACAAAUACACACAGCAGCUAUAUACAUUUCUUAAAGACUUUGAAGGUUAACUUAUUUCUGUGUAGACACACUUUACAUGGUUUAACCAGCUGGCAGUGAUGAAUGGUUAGUGCGUGAAAAAUAACAUGUGAUCUUUACCGCUCACCGUUCACCAAGUAGAUACGAAUGCACACGAUAGCAGGCAUGACGACAGCAAGUUUAUGGAUGCCAAGUCCGGUCUGGGCCCGCAGGGUCCGUGGGAUGGCGAGGCCACGUCAAACGAGCUGUUAGGGAAAAACAAGGAUGUGGAAGAGAGUGAGACAGGAUCGGCAAAAUGAUGCUGAGUAAUAUUUUCCCUCCGCUCUAUAGUAUUGACAGGGUGACCCGUGACUCAAACAGCGGCUGACCUUGUCCGCUACAGCUUUUUUUCGUGUUAUAUGCUAAGAAAUGUGCCAGUUCAUCAGUUAUAUAAUGGAUUUUAACGUAUCCUGCAGUGGCAGGGGAGGAUCAUCGUAGCUACUAAUGCACAUUUAAGCACGUGCACCUCAUUUUGUGGUCCAUUUCCUGUCCAUUUUCUUGCUUUUCAGAAGAGAAAAGAGUCAAACAUGCUGCAUUUCUCCUUUUAACCACCCGGCCGGCUUGUAUAUCUCAAAGGAUUUCGCCAUUUCUGCCUCCAGGUCGCUUCUUUGAUUGUCAGCCACUGUUGUGCCAUUGUGAACAUUGAUCAAUGUUUUUCAUUGUUUGUAAGGACAAGCAACAUGAUAAUGUCAUCUGUACAAUUUGUAUGAUAUAAUAAAUAUGAUUUAUAUUUGA
Molecule: messenger RNA, 10956 nt
Organism: Labeo rohita (rohu)
Lineage: Eukaryota; Metazoa; Chordata; Actinopteri; Cypriniformes; Cyprinidae
Product: raftlin
Exons: 10
Coding region: 443-2242 (599 amino acids)
Source: RefSeq, a predicted model, not a curated record